Molecule: messenger RNA, 1098 nt
Organism: Lymnaea stagnalis (great pond snail)
Lineage: Eukaryota; Metazoa; Mollusca; Gastropoda; Lymnaeidae
Source: the annotation of a GenBank genome assembly
UAUGUUGUGACCCAGUCUACUUAGUGGGAGGGAACUUGAGAACAGGAGGAUCAUAUGUUGUGACCCAGUCUACUCAGAGAGAGGGAACUUGAGAACAGGAGGAUCAUAUGUUGUGACCCAGUCUACUUAGUGGGAGGGAACUUGAGAAGAGGAGGAUCAUAUGUUGUGACCCAGUCUACUCAGAGAGAGGGAACUUGAGAGCAGGAGGAUCAUAUGUUGUGACCCAGUCUACUCAGAGGGAGGGAACUUGAGAGCAGUAUGAUCAUAUGUUGUGACCCAGUCUACUUAGUGGGAGGGAACUUGAGAACAGGAGGAUCAUAUGUUGUGGCCCAAUCUACUCAGAGGGAGAUAACUUGAGAGCAGGAGGAUCAAUGGUGUGACCCAGUCUGCUUAGAUGCAGGAGGAUCUUAGGAGCAACUGAGACUAUUUCUUUAGGAUGCUGGCAAAUCUAUUUUUAGCACCUCUAUGGUGCUGGCACCUCAAUGAGACUAGACCCUCAAUGAUGCUUGCACCUCUAUGGUGCUGGCACCUCAAUGAGACUAGACCCUCAAUGAUGCUUGCACCUCUAUGGUACUGGCACCUCAAUGAGACUAGACCCUCAAUGAUGCUUGCACCUCUAUGGUGCUGGCACCUCCAGGAGACUAGACCCUCAAUGAUGCUUGCACCUCUAUGGUGCUGGCACCUCCAGGAGUCUAGACCCUCAAUGAUGCUUGCACCUCUAUGGUGCUGGCACCUCCAGGAGACUAGACCCUCAAUGAUGCUUGCACCUCUAUGAUGCCGACACCUCUAUGGGACUGGCACCUCAAUGAGACUAGACCCUCAAUGAUGCUUGCACCUCUAUGAUGCCGACACCUCUAUGAGACAAAGACAAGAACCUCUAAAAUGGUGGCACCUCUAUGAUGCUGGCACCACUGACCAUCAGUUUUCUAAUUGCAAUUAUUUACAAACUUAUCCAUGCUAAUGUUCCGCCCUAGUUAAAAGCUCCCAAUUUUAUGAAAAUGCUUGUAUUCAAACCCAAUACAUGGUUUUGAUUUAAGCUGGGAUCAUCAUCUUCUAUUUUAUUAACUUAUGUAAUUCAAAUGCAUUUAUAAAGUUUAU